This is a messenger RNA of Chelonoidis abingdonii (Abingdon island giant tortoise), 909 nucleotides long. Its product is annotated as olfactory receptor 52P1-like. Gene Ontology annotation, cellular component: plasma membrane. NCBI's taxonomy places the organism in Eukaryota, Metazoa, Chordata, Testudines, Testudinidae. The record is from RefSeq and is a predicted model, not a curated record. Gene Ontology annotation, molecular function: G protein-coupled receptor activity; olfactory receptor activity. Gene Ontology annotation, biological process: G protein-coupled receptor signaling pathway.
AUGGCAGCUUUCAACUUCACCCCUUCUGACCCCUCAACAUUCAUCCUAAUGGGCAUCCCUGGCCUGGAAACUGCCCAUGUCCUGAUUUCCAUCCCUUUCUCUAUGUUCUACAUUAUCGGUCUGUUGGGAAAUUUCAUGAUUCUGUUUGUUGUAGCCAAAGAGCAGACCCUGCACAAGCCGAUGUACCUGUUGCUGUGCAUGCUGGUGCUCACAGACAUCGGCACAUCAACCUCCAUCAUGCCAAAGGCGCUCUUUAUAUUUUUGUUCAAUUUGAAGAACAUUAUUGUGGGUGGCUGCCUCACCCAGAUGUUCUUCCUUCAUGGAGUUUCUAUUUUGCACUCUUCCAUCCUCAUAACAAUGGCCUUCGAUCGCUAUGUUGCCAUAUAUAACCCUCUGAGAUACACCACCAUCCUCACCAACAUGCAAAUAGCUAAGCUAGGGCUUGUAGGUUUAAUAAGAGAUGUUCUCUUAAUUCUGCCAAUGCCCUUGCUCCUGACCAAGCUGCCAUUCUGUGCCAAACACAUUAUCUCCCAUACGUACUGUGAGCACAUAGAUGUGGCAAAGAUGUCAUGUGGGAACAUCACAGUGAACAGGAUGUAUGGCUUGGUUUUGGCUUUUGUAGUCAUUGGGUUAGACCUGAGGCUCAUUGCCCUGUCCUACGGUCUGAUCAUCAGAGUCGUCCUCAGAAUCUUGUCCAAGGAAACCCACCAGAAAGCUCUCAACACCUGCACCGCCCACAUCUGUGUGAUGAUGAUGUCUUAUACUCCUGGCCUCUUCUCCACUCUGUCACACCAGUUCAGUCAAGGCAUUUCUCCCCAUGUUCACAUCAUCUUGUCAAAUCUCUAUUUCCUCACCCCCCCCCAUGCUUCACCCAAUCAUUUAUGGGGUCAAAACCAAAGAGCUUUGUGA